AUGCACGCCGAAUAUGGCGUGCGAACCAUAGAGGCCAUUCGCCCACAGCUCCCGGAAUGGUGUGGGAGGAGCCACGGGUCCCUCACCUUCCGUCUGACACAGGUGCUGUCCGGACACGGCUGUUUCGGGCGGUACGUGUGGAGGAUUGGAAGGGAGGAGACGGCGCUGUGCCAUGGGUGCGGCGACCCGGAGGAUACGGCGCAGCACACGCUGGAAGUGUGCUGCGCCUGGUCAGAAGAGCGCCGCACCCUGGUGGCGGCGAUCGGCGACGACCUCUCACUUCCCGGCGUUAUACGCGCCAUGCUAGGAAGUGAGAGGUCCUGGGACGCCGUUGCCUCCUUCUGCGAAGAGGUGAUUUCGCAGAAGGAGGCACAGGAGCGGGAGCGCGAGGGAGACCCCCUGGCGCCCCCGCUCAGACGCAGGAGAGUGGGGCGGAGAAGGCGGCAAUAUGCCGCCGCCUUCUCCUUCCCACAAUAG
Molecule: messenger RNA, 477 nt
Organism: Papilio xuthus (Asian swallowtail)
Lineage: Eukaryota; Metazoa; Arthropoda; Insecta; Lepidoptera; Papilionidae
Exons: 1
Coding region: 1-477 (158 amino acids)
Source: RefSeq, a predicted model, not a curated record